Molecule: messenger RNA, 1946 nt
Organism: Mauremys reevesii (Reeves's turtle)
Lineage: Eukaryota; Metazoa; Chordata; Testudines; Geoemydidae
Gene: LENG1
Product: leukocyte receptor cluster member 1
Exons: 4
Coding region: 43-831 (262 amino acids)
Source: RefSeq, a predicted model, not a curated record
AAGCGGAAGUGUAGCCGGGCAGUGCGGACCUGAGGCGGGACCAUGAACAUCUUACCGAAGAAGUCGUGGCACGUGCGGAACAAGGACAAUGUGGCUCGCGUGCGGCGGGACGAGGCACAGGCGCAGGACGAGCAGCGGCAGCGGGAGGCCCGGGCCUUGCUGGCCGAACAGGAGGCACGGACCGAGUUCCUGAGGAAGAAGGCACGGGUGUCUGCCCUGCCAGGACCCGAUGGCGGCUCAGCCCUGGCUCCCAGUGGCGAUGAAUCACGCCACGUCGACCUCUUCCGGGACCUGGAGGAGGGCAAGGGCUCCAAGGCCGGGAACAAGGAGUACGAGGAGGAGAAGCGCAGGGAAAAGGAGCGGCAGGAGAAGGCUAUCGGGCUGCUGACCUAUCUGGGGCAGAGUGCGGCCGAAGCCCAGACCAGCCGGCCGUGGUACCAGGAAGCCCCCGACCGCAGCCGGGAGGCAGAUGUGGUGACCACCCAGGAGCAGCUGAAGGGCAGACUGGACCCGCUGCGGGAGAUGGAGAGGCACCUGCGCAAGAAGAAAGGGGAGGGGAAGAAGCGCAAGAAGGAGAAAGAGAAGCCAGCAGAAGAGAAGAAGGCAAUGGGGUGCUCUGCCCCCCUCUCCCUGGAGCAGCUGCGGCGGGAGCGGCUGCAGCGGGAGCAGGCUGAGCGAGCCCGGGCUGAAGCCCUGCUGGCCGGGCGGCAAGGGGAACCCCAACGCAGGGAGGAGGAGGAGCCGGACGACAGGAAACGCCGCUACAACUCCCAGUUCAACCCGCAGCUGGCGCGCAGGCCCCGCAGCUGGGACGAGAGGGAGCAGCGCUGAGCCCUGCCCGUGCCCCCUAAAGUGGCCGAAGCAGCAGGCCCUAGGCACAGAGAUUCCUGCACCAGGGGUCACACGGCAGGUGGAACAGGGACACUGGCAUCACAGCAAGGCAGCCAGCGUGUGGGAUCCCUCUGCUGACUUAGGGGAGAGAGACACCCUGUGCUGUCCUCUCCGCCGCCCCCUCGGCCGUGAAGUUUGGCGUGGGGGUGGCACUUGGAGAGCCAGAACCCUCCUUGCUCUCAUAGGAGGGUGCUGGCUGCUCCGCUGGGGCCCCAUGCUGGUCACUCGUUUCGUAGCACCUGGUGUUAUUAGCGGCGGCGAGUAUCAGGGGUUACCUGACUGCCCCACAAGGCAGGAACCUGGCUGCCAAUAAAAGGCAGUUGUCUGUCUUCACUCAUUUACUCACGGGACGGGGGAAAGCUUGGAUAGGAGCAAGCACAGAAGGGAAAACUCAGGCCCGGACUCCUGGGUUCCAGCUGCAGAGGGGUGCUGGGAGUCAGGACAACUGGGUUCUAUCCCUGGCAUGGGGAGCAGGGGCCAAUGGGGGAAGGGGGCUAGCCCCGUGUCAGGGAGUGGAGUUGGGUGUAGGGACUCCUGGGUUUGCUUGCUGGCUCUUCGGCAGGGGGAGACGUCAGGACACCUGGGUUCCAAUUUCCACUUCUGCCUCUGAUUUCUUAUGCCCCCCGAACAGCUCUCCCCCCCCCCCCCCCAAGUGCUCAUUGUACCAUGGCUGCUGGGGAGGCCCAACCCUUUAGCCCUUGAGGUGAACAGCACCUGCCGCAAGGUGUGUCUGCCCCUCUGCUGAACCCCACCCAGCCCACCCUGGAAUCCUUCAUGGCCCACACCUGGCUGAUAGAGGAUUGUGGCUUGUCUCCCUGCACAGGGCAAAGGCACCAGGCCAGCUCCCUGUGCCGUCCACAGGGCCAUCACCUGACAGGGGAAACUGAGGCAUAGGCAGCCCUGGGAAUAGCAGCCCCGGCUCUCCAGGCCUUGGAUUGGUCCCCACAUGGCACUGGGGUCCUUGUCUCUGGUGGUGUGGCUGCAUCAGCUCCUUUUGCUGGGCCCUGCCCACCCCACAGGGGGAUUUUCCCAGCAGCCAACGGGGUUACCAGCAC